Molecule: messenger RNA, 1448 nt
Organism: Phalaenopsis equestris
Lineage: Eukaryota; Viridiplantae; Streptophyta; Magnoliopsida; Asparagales; Orchidaceae
Product: probable UDP-3-O-acylglucosamine N-acyltransferase 2, mitochondrial
Exons: 11
Coding region: 397-1305 (302 amino acids)
Biological process (GO): lipid A biosynthetic process
Source: RefSeq, a predicted model, not a curated record
AUCAACUCGACCCGGUCCAACCAUUGAAAUUCCGAGCGGAACCGACGCCUGAACUGGCCUGAAAAUCUUAGAUCUCUCCGUCGUCUCCCACUCCCGUCUGUCGGGACCGUAGGUAUCCGCCAUCCUCGCCGGUCAAACAGGGUUUCCAACCAGGAACUCUAGUAUCUGCUCUCUCCUCGGAUUCCAUCGCGGCACCAUACAUCUCGUUCUUUCACGUUAAUAACAUAUCGAGCUCUCCUGAUCACCUAGUUAGCCAUUUUUCAUGCUUAUAGAAGUCUCAUUUUUCCGACAUCUUCUCGAACAAAAACGCGAUUCUCUUCUUAUUUCUUCUUCUUCUUUGAUGUUGAAACGCAUGCUUAGUUUAAUCUUUGAAUUGCCUGUGUUGGUCCGGCAGAUAUGUUAGCUUCUGGUAGAGGUGCUUUCUCUGCCCUGCAUUUUCUGUCGAAGAGGGCAUUUUCGCAGGGUCAAGUUGAGGCGUUUUGUGCCAGCAAGAGUAUUUUGCAUUCCAAACCCGUUGGCUGUGAGGAAACUAUCAGGGAUUCAUUAGGGUUUGCAGAAUGGCAUAAUGGUGGCGGCCUUUUUCACAGGUCUGCUCAUGUUGAUCCUAGUGUAUUUAUAGAAAUCGGUGCAAUAGUCCAUCAGAAAGCCAUUAUUGGAGCUGAAGUGCAUAUUGGAUCCGGCUCCAUAGUGGGGCCUUCUGUGUCAAUAGGGCAAUCAACUAACAUUAGGUAUAACACUGUAUUAAGCAAUUGCUCUGUGGGCAUGUCAUGUGUUAUCCACAAUGGCUCCUCUAUUGGUCAAGAUGGUUUCGGAUAUUUCGUUGAUGAGGAGGGAAAUAUGAUGAAGAAGCCUCAAUCGCUCUACGUCAGGAUUGGAGACCAUGUAGAGAUUGGUGCAAAUUCUUGUAUUGAUAGGGGAAGCUGGAGAGACACUGUUAUAGGAGAUUAUACCAAGAUUGAUAACUUAGUACAGAUAGGUCAUAAUGCUGUUAUAGGGAAGUGUUGCAUACUGUGUGGACAAGUUGGUAUAGCUGGUUCUGUUACGAUUGGAGAUUAUUGCACUUUGGCUGGGCGGGUAGCUGUGAAGGACCAUGUUACUAUUUCUUCAAAGGUCCGGCUCGCAGCAAACAGCUGUGUGACUAAGGAUGUCGGAGAACCUGGAGACUAUGCCGGUUUUCCAGCGGUCCCUAUCCAUCAGUGGAGGAGGCAAUCUGCUACUCUUAGGCGACUUUCUAAGAAAGACCCUAAAAAAUUAGAUGUUGAUCAAAGGAUUGCAAAUAGAAUAUAUACUGGAAGGUGCACAUGAUCACGUAUAAAUUCUAAAGGACUGCUACUAUUGCCAACUUCUUAGUUUGUUUAUGUCGUGUUAUGUAUGUGUUCUCAAUGGGGCUAUAACACAUCACAAUGACAUUGAUUUUAUGAUAUUCUAUUGUUGAUGUUGUACUAUCU